CUUUUAUUUUGUUCCCGUGAUCAAAUUGUGGAAAUUCAAAAAUAAUUACAAUGGCAAUGGCCAAAGUGGAAAUUGACGUUGAUGACAUGCAUGAAAAUUCACUUGAUAACAGUGCAGAUAUUGAAUAUUUGGGCAUGGUAGAUGAAGGAUCUUUUGGGAGUAGUGAAGAGAAGUCCCAACUAGUAUCUCAACCUUACUUGGAGCCCCACGACGGUAAUACUACGUAUAGUUUCAAAGAUAUAUCUGGUGCAGUCAAGUACAAAUUAAUAACUAUGACAGGUGAAGAAGCUGGUAUCAACAUCACUCAUUCACCAUCUCCUGAUGCCGAAUAUUUUGUAAUUAGUAAUCCUGUAGAAGUUUUUGGUACUACAACUACACCAAAGAAGAAUACACGCAGAGAUGCUCUACAGACUAAAGCAGUUACAGCCAAAAAGCGUGAUGACAAAAGGCGAGCAACCCACAAUGAGGUAGAAAGACGUCGUCGAGACAAAAUCAACAGCUGGAUCUCUAAACUGGCCAACUUAGUUCCUAAUUCUGGUCUACCAGACUCUGCAAGUAAAGGGGGAAUAUUAGCUAAAGCAUGUGACCAUAUUACAGACUUAACUGAGAAACAAAAGAGAUUAGAAAAACUGGAAGUUGAGAAUGAAAAACUUGUACUAGAAAUAUUGAGACUUAACCAAGAGCUGACUGAAGUGCGCAAAGAAAACAGCUCAAUGCGCAACCAACUUGCGGAUAACUGCAUAGUGCUAUCACACAGGCCUAAGGGUCAGAAAUCUUAGUUCAAAGUGAAGUGAUGGACUCGAUGACUGACUAAACCAAGGUGCUGAAUGCUGUGUGAAGUGACAACUGAAUGAUUUAAGCUAAGUACACAUUGGAAUCAAUACUGUCACUUUGGCAGGCUGUAUUAGUUCUCUAUGGUGAUAUUCAAGCUCUUUUAAUCUAAAAUCUGUUACUGG
Molecule: messenger RNA, 956 nt
Organism: Spodoptera exigua (beet armyworm)
Lineage: Eukaryota; Metazoa; Arthropoda; Insecta; Lepidoptera; Noctuidae
Source: the annotation of a GenBank genome assembly